Messenger RNA from Penicillium alfredii, 1641 nucleotides. RefSeq names its product sugar transporter-like protein. Gene Ontology annotation, molecular function: carbohydrate:proton symporter activity. The record is from RefSeq and is a predicted model, not a curated record. Gene Ontology annotation, biological process: transmembrane transport; carbohydrate transport. Lineage: Eukaryota; Fungi; Ascomycota; Eurotiomycetes; Eurotiales; Aspergillaceae. The coding region runs from base 1 to 1641 and encodes 546 amino acids. The transcript has a single exon. Gene Ontology annotation, cellular component: membrane.
AUGUGGACAACAACCUCCGGCUGGCGGGGCAAGAAGCUCCAUCUCGCCAUCACCUUUACUUCGGUAGUUGGUUUCUCGUUGUUCGGUUAUGACCAGGGUUUGAUGUCUGGUAUUAUUUCCGCCGACGAGUUCUCCAAGGAGUUUUCCGCCCUCUACAUCCCCCCCAAGGGCAAUCCUGCCUAUUCCAAGGCUCUAGACGAGCAUGUGAACGUUCUUCGCGGUGCGGUGACCUCUUGUUACGAAUUGGGUUGUUUCUUUGGUGCUAUCUUCACUUUAUGCUUUGGCGAGCGGAUCGGGCGAACCCCGUUGCUGGUCUCCGGUGGUACCCUCAUGGUCAUUGGCACUGUCAUCUCCACUGCUUCUUACGGUCAUGCCUGGGGUCUGGGCCAGUUCGUCAUCGGUCGUGUCAUCUCCGGUCUGGGAAACGGGAUGGACACUGCCACUAUUCCCGUCUGGCAGUCUGAGUGUUCAAAGGCCCAUAACCGUGGUUUCUUGGUCUGUUUCGAAGGUGCUAUUAUCGCCGUUGGUACCUUCGUCGCCUAUUGGGUCGACUUCGGUCUUUCCUACGUCGACUCCUCUGUCCAAUGGCGUUUCCCCGUCGCCUUCCAGAUUGUCUUCGCCCUUCUGGUUAUAGCCGGUGCGGUUAUGCUUCCCGAGUCUCCUCGUUGGUUUAUUAUGCGUGGAUAUGACGAGCAGGCUAUCCAGGUCCUGGCCCAGCUGAAUGAUAGUUCUCCCGAUGCCGAGGACGUUCUCGCGGAUUUCAAUCUUAUGAAAGCCGACCUCAAGACCACCGAAGACGCUAAGGCUGACUGGAAGACCCUUUUUACCUUCGGCAAGACCCAGGAAUUCCAGCGAAUGAUGAUCGGUUGCUCCGGCCAGUUCUUCCAGCAGUUCACUGGUUGUAACGCUGCUAUCUACUACUCGACUGUGCUUUUCGAGCAGAACCUCAAUAUGGAUCAUAAGAUGGCCAUGAUUCUUGGUGGUGUUUUCUCCACUGUCUAUGCUCUCGCCACCAUUCCAUCUUUCUUUAUGGUUGAGAAAGUUGGUCGCCGGAAGCUAUUCUUAAUUGGUUUCAUCGGCCAGGGUCUCAGCUUUAUUCUCGCGAUGGCCUGUCUAAUCCCCAACACUGAGUCGGCCUCGAAGGGUGCUAUUGUCGGUAUCUUUGUCUUUAUUUGCUUCUUCGCCUUCACAACGCUACCUUUGCCCUGGAUUUACCCGCCCGAGAUCAACCCUCUGCGCACCCGUACCAUGGCUGCCUCUGCCUCGACUUGUACCAACUGGAUUACCAACUUUGCUGUCGCCAUGUUCACGCCUGUGUUUUCCUCUACUAGCGGAUGGGGUCUAUACCUCUUCUUUGCCUUGAUCAACUUCAUCGCCAUUCCCUUUGCCUGGUUCUUCUACGCCGAGACCGCUGGACGGGAUCUAGAAGAGAUCGAUAUCAUCUUCGCCAAGGCUCACAUAGAGAAGAAGUGGCCAUACCAGGUGGCCAACGAGAUGCCCAAGCUCAGUGUCGACCAGAUUGCUCAGAUGCAGAUCGAUGUUGGUCUGAAUGUGUUGGAACAGCGCAACAAUUCCGUGACCGAGAAGGCCGAGCUCGCCAUGAGCAGCGGUGACAGCGAGACUAAGCACGCCUCGGACUGA